CGUUUUCUUUCAUCUCGUCUAUAUACAAUAUAUAUAUACAAUUACUCCUCUUAAAUCUUUUCUUAUCAUUUUGUUAUAUAUCUUUUACCAAACAAUUUCGUUCAACUCUUCCUUUGAAGAAAAAGGACAACAUUUUUUGUGGUUUUGCUUCGUGUUUUUAGUAGGUGAAGAUGGAAGCAGCUACUGUUCUUCGAUCGCCAUUAAGCAUUUCGAUCCCUCAAAAAUUAGCUUCAAGACCUUCAGUUUCUGUCCCAAAUGGAAGCAGUUUUAUGCGUUUCACCAAUAAUUUUCGCUUCAGCAAGUCUACCUCUCCAUGCCGUGUCAAGCUUGAGGGUGGAAGUUUGUCCUCUAGGAGUCGGAAGUCCCUUAUGGUUAGAGCAUCCAAAUCUUCUAACUCAUUUGACUCCACUGCACCUAUUGCUCCCCUUCAGCUGGAGUCUCCAGUUGGCCAGUUUCUGUCCCAAAUCUUAGUAAGCCAUCCACACCUUGUUCCUGCUGCAGUUGACCAGCAACUUGAGCAGUUGCAGACUAAUUGUGAAUCAGAGAAACAGAAGGAAGAGCCAUCGGCUUCUGGCACUGAUCUUGUAUUAUACAGGAGGAUAGCAGAGGUUAAGGAGAAUGAAAGGAGAAAAACUUUGGAAGAGAUUUUGUACACCUUGGUGGUACAAAAAUUCAUGGAUGCAAAUAUUUCUUUGAUACCCUCUAUUUCCCCAUCUUCAGCUAAUGCUACAGAUCGUGUUGACGUGUGGCCUAGUCUGGACGAGAAGCUAGUAGAAGUUCACUCUCCUGAAGCCUAUGAGAUGAUCCAGAAUCAUCUUGCUCUUAUACUUGGUAACCGGUCAGGAGACUCGACCUCAGUAGCACAGAUAAGCAAACUCAGAGUUGGACAGGUGUAUGCAGCAUCAGUGAUGUUUGGUUACUUCUUGAAGCGCAUAGACCAGAGGUUUCAGCUAGAAAAGGCAAUGAAAAUCCUGCCUGAGCAGAUGGAUGCAAGAGAAAAUGAAUUAAUGAUAGAAGAUGGGGGAUCUAUGGCUUCUGAGGACUCCACUUCAUACUAUCAGGAUCAUGCGCAAGUGCAUCCUGAGGUCUCAUCUUUUACUAGUGGUAUUAAUGAUGGGGGUUUUGAUCAAGGGGUAAAACCGUCCCGUCUAAGAAGCUAUGUGAUGGCAUUUGAUGCAGAAACACUUGCGAAAUACGCGACUAUUCGCUCGAAGGAGGCGGUUACAAUUAUUGAGAAGCACACUGAAGCUUUGUUUGGGAAACCGGAUAUAGUCCUUACAGCUCAGGGAACUAUUGAUCCUUCUAGGGAUGAGCAUAUUAAGAUUGGGUUUAGUGGUUUGAGGAGACUUGUUUUGGAGGCUGUUACUUUUGGGUCGUUUCUGUGGGAUGUUGAGAGUUACGUUGAUUCGAGGCACCAUCUUGUGCUUAACUAGAUCCUCUGUGGGCCUUUGUUUGAGAUGUGAACUAGGACAUGAUCAAAAUUGGGUAGGAUUGGAGACUUGCCCUAAAUGAUUGCUGCUGUACAUAUAUUUAGGGUUUUCCUUGUUUUAUAUACACCUAGUUUUGUGCC
Molecule: messenger RNA, 1570 nt
Organism: Beta vulgaris subsp. vulgaris (sugar beet)
Lineage: Eukaryota; Viridiplantae; Streptophyta; Magnoliopsida; Caryophyllales; Amaranthaceae
Exons: 4
Coding region: 171-1433 (420 amino acids)
Source: RefSeq, a predicted model, not a curated record